Lindgomyces ingoldianus is the source of this 1665-nucleotide messenger RNA. RefSeq lists its product as uncharacterized. The record is from RefSeq and is a predicted model, not a curated record. NCBI's taxonomy places the organism in Eukaryota, Fungi, Ascomycota, Dothideomycetes, Pleosporales, Lindgomycetaceae. The transcript is spliced from 2 exons. The coding region runs from base 217 to 1626 and encodes 469 amino acids.
UGGCCAAUUGAGCUGGGCUUACGCUGUAUUCUCUCGAAUUACCCCCAGCUUCUCGAAUCUCAUCCUUGUACAUACAUCUCGAGGAUUCCAGAGCUACCUUCCAACUCACCGUACUUGUUAUAGGGUUCUAACUUCUAAGAGAGCUACUCCAGUCCACCCAGCCUAAUACGCCGGCUAACCUCGUCCAUCACGACCAACAUAUCCAAAAGAGAUUCUAUGGACGCCACAAUCUCCGACAUCUCCACCAAAAUGAAAGACACCCAACUCUCAACUCCCACGCCCCUUAAAAAGAAACUGGGAUUCACAGAACUCCCUCCCUCUAUACGCAACAACAUCUACAAGCACGUCCUCGAUACCGAAUUCGUGAACGUCGGCAAACCCAACGUCUCAUACACGCACUCAAUCAAAGAUAACGUACUCCAAUUCAGUGCCUCGCGUCCACCAUUCCCAAUUUCCCCUGCUUUAUUCUACGUAAACAAGCAGAUAUCGAAGGAGGCAAUUCAAUACUUCUACUCCCAGAAUCUGUUUGUCAGAUUCACGUUAUACAGCUCAGAUGCACGGCACGCGAAGACGAUGCUAGAAGACUCGGGUGUGCUGUUCUCAGUCGCAGCUCCUGAAGCUAUUGAGAAAUCAACACAACAUGCCAUGGACAUCUCUCUUGUGGAGAAAAACAGCAUGCAGAAACGCGCAGCUGUAUUCUUUCCAGCACAGUACCUCCCACGGCUUAUUAACUUCCUAGAUCAAGCAUCCCGCUCAACAGCAUCGUGGGCGCCAUCGCACGCCGUCUUCAUUACCCUGCUGAACACGUAUUCCUUUGGCAUUGCGAAAUUGCAGGGCGAUUUACUCGAACUCUUCCGUAUCCUCACGAAUUUGGGGAAAGUCGAGAUCGAGGGUGAGGCGCUGCUGCCGGGAUAUGCGGAAGGGCUUCAAGCGUCGAUGUUGACGCCGGUGUUCAGCACCGAGAACUGGCUCGCGACACUGACAGCCAUGACGGCUGCCGCGGACCAGGCGCGUGAGAAUAGGGAUUGGGAUCUGGGCAUCCAGCAUUCGCAGUCUGUUAUUAUUGCUAUGACAUAUGGGUACCUGACACGUGCGGAAGCGCUGCAUUCGCAGCCUAAUGCGGAGGAUUUUGCAAAAAGUAUCCAGCGACUGCGCUGGAGGAAUGAACUGAGCAUCGGAAAAGCGCUGUUUAAGAAAUGGCAGAGUCUGACGAGCGAUAAGAACUGGCUCACCACAACUACCCUCGAUCAAACUCAGAGAAAAGAAGCAGCCCAAGCCAUGCUCGCCGCAGAAACUGCAACCUCUCACGCCUUGUCACUCGUCACCGACUCUCCAAAUCCGAACUCAAACCCCUGGGUCCAAAGCCUACCCGUCGAAACCAUCCCACAGAACAAAGCAGAGUGGUUUACUGAUGACGAUAAAGGCAUAACGUGGUAUGCGUGUGGGAUUGUCCAUUUGUUGCUUAAUGAGCCGCUGUUUGCGGCGGGGGAUUUGGAGCGAGCGACGAGGUUGAAGCCUGGUGGGAAGAAUUUUGAAGACGCGUUUGGGAAGGCGAGGGAGUCGAUUGAUUGGGAAGUUAAGCCAGGGGUGGGGCUGCAAAGGGCGGCUAAGGUUGCCAGGAGCUAGUGAGAAGGGGAAAAGGGAGUAGUUGGGCUUGAGUGCACG